AUGAAACCUUGGCAAUUCCUCGUCGUAUCCGCGGCACUCUUCUCGCUAGCACUUUCCGAUGACAUGGACAUGGAUAUGGGCGAGAAAGUCGAGUUUCAUCCGGUCAAUCCCGUCUCCAAAUCGUUCCACUUCGUGGUCAGCGUCCUUGUGUUACUCGUUACGUCUUCAAUUGCAUCUGCCCUAGCAUUUGCAGAGAUAUUCAACGUUGCUUCUCUUCUUCACAUUGCUGUGUUGGCAUACGCAGCUGUUGAAGCCAUCUUUCUUCCAUUUCCCGACCCUAAUGGCCACGAGAACAGAACCUCACAUGGUACCAUCUGGUUUCUUACCUGGGAGCUUGCAGCCACGGUAUUUUGUGGUACUCUAAUCAAUGGAACGAACGUGAUAGUCAACCGUUUCUUCAAGGGCAAAUCGGGCGAGCCACUGGCCUCUCCUCGGAUCAUUAUUCGUGCUUACAAGACUUUGGCAUUCACCUCUGUUCUUACCGGAUGGGUCCGCGUCUGUUUGGCUCCGGUGGCACUUUUUGGCUUCUGUUACAACCGUUCUACUGGGCAGUGCAUUGCCCAUGGCAUCAUGGGCUCUUCAUUCAUUGGAUACGGCUUUCUUCUUCUCUGGGUGCUCUUAGUGCCUUGGAUUCGCAACCAUCUGAAGCUCAAUGGCGACAACACGACAAAGAGUCAAGAUUUCUGGGAUUCUUCGCUCAUGUGCUUGUGGGGUAUCGUUAACACCUUCACCGAACACCGUUGGGGCCGUGAAGGAUGGUCUCAUGGCGACUACCAACACACAUCUAUGGGAAUCAUCUGGUGGUGCGGAGGACUUCUCGGAAUGUGGAUGUCCCGUAAGAAUGGAGUCAGAAAUGUUGUUCCCGCUGUUCUUCUCAUCUACACCGGUUAUGCCAUGUCCCAACACACUCAACAUUUGGCUAUUUCCACAAAAGUUCAUGCCAUGUUUGGUAAUGUGCUUAUGUUAGGUGGGCUCACUCGUAUCGUAGAAAUCUGCUUCGUGUUGAAAAAUGCAGCUUGCAGCGAGUCUGGAAAGGUCUUGAUUGCCCAGCAUUUCCCUCCAUUCUGCUUGGUUAUGUCCGGAUUGCUUUUCAUGUCUGCAACUGAGGAGCAGCUUCAGAUGGUCAACGAUUUGGGCGCCGACGCUUCGUCAUACAUUCUCGUAGUCUCAGGAGCUGGUUUCUUGAUUUACUUAUGGAUGAGCAUGAUGUUAGCGUUGUAUUUGAGACUUGUUGGCUACGAUGAGGAAGGAGAGUUGAGUAGGUUUUCUGGCUAUGCAAAUAUUGCUGGCGAAAACGACGAUGACUUUGAACUUGACAAUUUGUCUGAAUAA
Messenger RNA from Sungouiella intermedia, 1332 nucleotides. NCBI's taxonomy places the organism in Eukaryota, Fungi, Ascomycota, Pichiomycetes, Serinales, Metschnikowiaceae. The record is from the annotation of a GenBank genome assembly.